Messenger RNA from Penicillium soppii, 3069 nucleotides. It is a transcript of the gene nut1, whose product is annotated as putative RNA polymerase II mediator complex subunit Nut1. The record is from RefSeq and is a predicted model, not a curated record. The transcript is spliced from 6 exons. Lineage: Eukaryota; Fungi; Ascomycota; Eurotiomycetes; Eurotiales; Aspergillaceae. Gene Ontology annotation, molecular function: transcription coregulator activity. The coding region runs from base 1 to 3069 and encodes 1022 amino acids. Gene Ontology annotation, cellular component: mediator complex. Gene Ontology annotation, biological process: regulation of transcription by RNA polymerase II.
AUGAUGUUGCCGGCGCAGGCCCUCGAACAAUGGAAGACCUUCUUCCGCCAGUGUCUAGCCAAUCGCAUAGACAUCGACGAGUUCACAGAUCUGUCUAAGCUAUUACUUGCGCGAGCACCGGUCAAAGAGCACGAAAUUCUCGAUCUGUUGUUUCAGGCUCGGGACGACUCGAACAUUUCCUGGGACCCGCUGCUACCGUUGUAUGUUGAUGGGCUUUGCAGGGCUGGGCGGGUGAAGAGUUCUUCUGCGCUUGCUGGUCUCUUGAGACAUUCUUCCAUUCAGGACGUUGAGCUGGGGCGAGUCUCGGACCGGCCUUUGACUCUUAUGACUGAUAUUAAGGUCGUGCAAGAUGUUAUGAUGUUCAUUUCUACUGGGUCUAUUCCCAAGACUGCUGCUGAGGCGGCAGAUAUCUACUCUGCUACUGUUGAUUGGAUUGUCGCUUUUGUUGCUUGGCAUCAUCAUAGCGCUGAUGGGUCGCAGCAGACGGGUGGCCUAAUGGGCUCGCCUGAUGCGGUUUCGCUAUUUGAGUCGCUUGGUAUUUUGCUUGCGGCACUUUCGGGGACGAACAAGGGGCUUGAGGUCUUAUCUAGUGACUUUAACCAAGGUUUGAAAUCGAAGCUGGGCCAGGCUUUGUCCUCUUAUUUGCCGCUCUGCGUUGACGUUUCGCUACCACUGAGGCAUCGCUUGGAAGAGCUACAGAAGGUGUUUAAUUUAUAUCCUGUUCAACUGUCCAAGGCGUUGGAUGAGCCCGCUAUCCAUGGCGUGAAUGUCAAUGCGCUUCAGUUUGAGGCGUCUGUUAUGGAUGGACCCGUUGUCAAUACUAGAGCUGGACUCUAUAUUUAUAUCAACUCAAUGGUCGUUGGACGUCCGUUGGUUGACGAUACCAUUCUGAUCAACUAUCUCACCAACCGGUAUCAAGGCCACAAUGAUGUCCUCAUUGAAGAAAUCAUCACAGCCACCUUUGACGUUUUAUCGAAUGGCGUCUACCGCAAUGAAUCCAGCAGAACAAUGUUUCUUUUUCGAUCAUUUUUAGUUAACAAGCUCCCCGCAUUCUUUGCUGCCAUCUCUGCAGCAUCUAUGGUGCCGAUAUCCAUGGAGAUGUGCAUCAGUCAAGCCUUGAGCCGGCUCGACCCGAAUGCUUUCCCUUCAUUUUCUCAAAUGUUUUCGAUGCAAGGUAGCAGCAUCUUAUCGGAUGCUCGGCAGGAGUUCCUCUUCGCCUGCGCAUCACACAAGCUCAUCCAGGAAUCCAGCAUUGAACAACUAUUGGGAGAGAACCCCAUGCAGACGCUGCCCAGUGGCGGUCCUUAUGUCAAAGACGACAUUGUCUCCCAGAUCAAUAAUAAUCAUGAGCGGGCGGAGCAGCUCAUUGGUGAGAUCGAGUCGAUGGAGGGUAAUGCAGGCGCAAUAGUCGGCGCGGUGGUCGAGGUCAUGCAUAAUCUGUGUCAUCAGAAAGAGACGAUGACGCUGAAGAACAUCUGUAACUCGCUCUCGCGUCGCCCGCAGACUCUGGAUGUCAUCUUACUGUUCCGAACUACGAAACAAGUCCUGCAGCCUCUGUGUUCUGUUCUUGAUUCCUGGAAGUGGGACGAGGACCAGGGCGAAAACCAACCCGUCUAUGAUGAAUUUGGCAGUAUCUUGUUACUUGUACUCGCAUUCAAAUAUCGCUAUGACUUGACCCCCUCCGACUUGGGUAUCUCGACCAACGACUCGUUCUUGUUGAAGCUUCUGACCCGCGGCGCUUGCAGCCAGAAACUAGCAGACCUGAGUGAGAAACAGAACAAUGAUCUCAGCGCUUGGAUCGGUGCUUUAUUCAUUGCUGAGGGCAUCAGCGAAGAGACAAUGUCUUCUUGCAGCCCACACGAGUUUUACAUGCUCGUGACAACGUUGUUUGAUCAAAGUCUGGGCGCAUGCGAGUCUGGAAAGCUAGAAUUCGACACCCUGAAGGGUGGGUUUGAAUAUCUUCUCGAGCCCUUUCUCCUUCCAUCUUUAGUCGUUGCCCUCACCUGGCUGGGCAACCAUAUCUGGGAAUCCGAAACCGACCCAACAAUCCCUCUCAAAACCCUCUACUCUCUCAUAAAACCCAGCUCGAUCUCCGGUGAGGCCCAGGCCAUCCACCAAACAGUCCUGAACAUAACUGCGCGCCCCCUAGAAGAACAACUCAAAAAUGUGCGCACAAGACACCAAUCCCGCACAGACAUAAAACCCAUCCUGGACGCACUGGAGCCCUAUCUCUCCUUCCGCCGCGUUGGCAGUAGCCACCGCUCAGAACUAGAUACCUGGACCACCCACGCAACCGGUGGACUCCUCGCCAGUAUCCGCACAACCUUCCAAGCCCUAGUUCUCUGGUCCUCGAACCCAGAAAUCAACAUGGCCCCGCACACAUACACACAUCGACAAAUUAUCACCGGCAUUCGGAUGCUAGGCGCAACCCGCGUGCUCUCCGCCCUAGUCGACGAAGUCAAGCAGCAAACCGAAUCCGGAAGCGGCCACAUCGCCCUCGAUAUCGCAACAACAAUGAUCUGCGCCCCCAUGCCGGAAUCUUUCGCCGUAGACCAAAACAACAACCACCCCGAUAAACCCGUUCCGCGCUGCGUGGUCCUCACGCUGCGCGAUGCCUUGGCUCUGUUGCACGAGAAUGUUCCCAAGACUUCUGAGACGGAUCCGCUACGCGCAGAGGUCAUUGUUCGUCUUGCGCGUCGUGUGAACGUGCUUCUUACGCCGCCGUCGCAGGUCUCCAAUAUCGAUGUCAGCAACAUUAUUCAGAAUAUGGCGCUUGGUGUCGAGGGCGAUCGCAUGGACCUUGAGCCGUCUGCUGCUGAUGUUGCGGGUAACACGGUUGAGGAUGAUUCGGAUAAUAUCAAUCAAAUGCUUGAUAAUGCGGCUGCGGCUGCGGCUGCGGCGGGCAUGGAUGGUGGUUUGGAUGGUGGCUUGGAUGGAGGCAUGGUUGGGCAGGAUAUGGGACUUGAUUCUGGUGCCGGGAUGGAUGCUAUUGAUGAUGUGCUUAAUGCCGCUGAUAUGGCGGUUGGAAACCCUGAGUUCCUUGAUCUGGAUAUGGAGGGGAUGUUUUAA